Cantharellus anzutake is the source of this 1419-nucleotide messenger RNA. RefSeq lists its product as uncharacterized. The transcript has 4 exons. Gene Ontology annotation, biological process: P450-containing electron transport chain. Gene Ontology annotation, molecular function: 2 iron, 2 sulfur cluster binding. The record is from RefSeq and is a predicted model, not a curated record. NCBI's taxonomy places the organism in Eukaryota, Fungi, Basidiomycota, Agaricomycetes, Cantharellales, Hydnaceae. Bases 18 to 1313 code for a protein of 431 amino acids. Gene Ontology annotation, cellular component: mitochondrion.
AUUCGCGUCCCACAUCAAUGAAGUUGGCGCCAUUUAUCCGUGCCUCUGGAUCAUGGCGUUUUUGGAGUGUGUAUCACCCGACCUCAUUUACCCCAGUGUGCGCACGGAGGUUUUGCCAGUCUUCAUUAAGGCCCACGACAUCCAGUAACGAAACUGGAGCUCGGCCAGGGACAGCACCUUCCAAUCCAUACUUGUUAGUACUACGUACACCUUCGCCCUCAUCCACUUGGCCAGCACACCCUCUGGUACAUUCACGUUUCAUGCGAGAUCUUUCAAUAAAGCUCAAGCCUCAUGGGGUAGUGGUCAAUGUAUCCCACGACCCAAACAAUAAAGUGGAUUUCUUUGAUCCAUUGAAUGAGCUGAGGGAUGGAUCGGAUGGCUCCUCAACGUUUCUUGCGACGUUGUACCGUUCUGGUCAUCAGCCGCAAGUCGUUGGGGGUGCAAAUUCGUUGGGCAAACUGCUGGACGCAUCAAUACCACGAGCCAAGCCGCCCGUAAGGGAACGGCAUAUUUAUGUGUGUACCCAUGGGUCAAGGGAUUGUCGCUGUGGGACAACGGGGAAGGCUGUAUUCACAACCCUCCGCUCAUUGGCUUCAUCUCUACGACCGGCAUACGAUGCAGAUGAAACGCCCACCGAAAUUACCGUCCGAGAAAUUGGUCACGCUGGCGGUCACAAAUACGCUGCAAAUGUUCUCGACUUUCCUCCAGGAGAUGUCUAUGGAUCUCUCUCUCCCAAUGAAGCCUCAAAGUUUUUCGAUGCACUUACUUCAUCCGUAGAACCCCUCGGUGUUGGUCGACGAAGCCUCGAUCAGGAGCGUUUCUUGCUCAGUAAAUGGAGGGGAAGGCUAGGUCUGACGGAAGAAGAGCAACUUGCUUUCCAUGCUGAGCGGACACGAAUUCUGGGUCGCCUUUCUUCCGAAGGCACAAGCACGGAAGGCACAAUGGGACGGCAUCGACCAGCCCAUCCAGUGACCUUGAACUUGACGUUUGAAACCCACGAUGGAAAAACAUUCUCUAUUUCGGCGCAGGAGGGGCAGUCUAUCAUGCAAAUAGCAAAGGCCAACUCUGUUGACGGCAUCGAAGGGACUUGCGGAGGGAACCUUGAGUGCGCCACCUGUCAUCUUUACGUUGUACCACCUGCAAACGGCCCUGAAGCACCGAUACCUCCAAUGUCCGAAACAGAAGAGGAUAUGCUUGAAUAUGCCCUGUUUCGCGACGACAAGAGGAGUAGGCUUGGAUGCCAGAUCACCUCUACGAAGGAGUUAGAAGCUUGGUGCUCGAACGGUGGAAUACUGAAACUUCCUAGAUUUUAAACACCUAACGAAACGCCAUAUUCGCCCCGUAUGAACGCUAUCUAAUGUAGAAUCUUACUAAAGUCCCACAUUACAUAAUGGAAUAUACAUCCCAAAUUCACAAUGC